CACAGCUGUUCGGUAAAAAUGCCGCCUCCACAGAAAAUCCCAAACCUCAAACCUUUCAAGCAGAGGAAGAGCUUAGCAACCAGACAACAGGAAGUUGCUGGAAUCCGGGCAAAGUUCCCAAACAAGAUCCCGGUGAUAGUGGAGCGCUACCCUAGAGAGCAGUUCUUGCCCCUGCUGGACAAAACCAAGUUUCUGGUCCCACAGGAGCUGACGAUGACCCAGUUCCUCAGUCUCAUCCGGAACCGCAUGGUCCUGAGGGCCACUGAAGCCUUUUACCUGCUGGUGAACAACAAGAGCCUGGUCAGCAUGAAUGUGACCAUGGCAGAGAUCUACAGGGACUACAAGGAUGAGGAUGGCUUCGUGUACAUGACCUACGCCUCCCAGGAGACAUUUGGUUCCUUAGGGUCAGCAGACCCCAGUGACCUCGGGUACAGAUCUGCAAUCCUCACUAGCCCACUUCAAGAACUUGUCCUCUGAACUGUGCACCAGAUGCUGGCAGAAGGAACUGAUUUUCUUCUGUGUGUACAUUGCAGGGACCAGAAGCCAGGGUUGGGGUGAUCAGCUCCAACCAGUGACAGCACAGCUGUGGUCCUUCCUGGUUUACCUUUUCCGUGCUCCAUGCUCUUAUAGUCUCUAAGAAAAAUACGGGCUUUUGUAAGUUUUAUAAAUAGCAACUGUCUUCUAAAUAAGAAAUGUUUAGCUUGUAUGAUGGUUUUGUAUAAUGAGCGGACAAUGUGUGUUAGGUGUCAUCUGUGGUAGAGGUGAGUCCGCUCUUAAGGAUUGAUUUCACUCCCUGCAGGGAGGAUUCCUGUGUGGAGGUGGGUUCAUGGAGAACCUCUGGCCGGUAGAUGGGUCUCUGUGAAACCAGGUGAAACCAGUGCAAACCAUGAUCAACUCAUUUGGGGGAUGCUUAUCUGUCCUUAGAAAGAUUAUUUCCUCAGCAUUCACUCUUCUGGGUCAUUUCCUCUUACUUCCUUUGUUGGUCUAUGCCGUACGUAUUUAUGUCAAACUUAU
Sciurus carolinensis (gray squirrel) is the source of this 1014-nucleotide messenger RNA. It is a transcript of the gene Map1lc3c, whose product is annotated as microtubule associated protein 1 light chain 3 gamma. Lineage: Eukaryota; Metazoa; Chordata; Mammalia; Rodentia; Sciuridae. Gene Ontology annotation, cellular component: autophagosome membrane; cytosol; autophagosome. Gene Ontology annotation, molecular function: ubiquitin protein ligase binding. Gene Ontology annotation, biological process: autophagy of mitochondrion; macroautophagy; cellular response to nitrogen starvation. The record is from RefSeq and is a predicted model, not a curated record. Bases 19 to 477 code for a protein of 152 amino acids. The transcript has 4 exons.